Messenger RNA from Gekko japonicus, 2374 nucleotides. RefSeq names its product family with sequence similarity 83 member D (gene SACK1D). Bases 23 to 1849 code for a protein of 608 amino acids. NCBI's taxonomy places the organism in Eukaryota, Metazoa, Chordata, Lepidosauria, Squamata, Gekkonidae. Gene Ontology annotation, biological process: positive regulation of cell cycle G1/S phase transition; regulation of ERK1 and ERK2 cascade; regulation of TOR signaling. The transcript has 4 exons. The record is from RefSeq and is a predicted model, not a curated record. Gene Ontology annotation, cellular component: mitotic spindle pole; cytosol.
UGGUGGGGUUAUCGGGUGGCCCAUGGCGAACCUGUCCCAGUGCCUGGAUGACGCGCCUCUCAGGGGGUUCCACGGCUGGGAGCCCAACUCGGCUCAGAGUUCAGCCUACAGCGAGGCGCAGCGCCUGGCGCUGGAGGUGCUCGUCGCCUCCGGCCUGCAAGCCUUCCGCGCUUUCUUGCGCCGGGAGAAGAUGCGCUCCUUCCUCUCCGAGCCCGAGAUCCAGGCUAUCCUGCGAACUGCAGUGCCGCCGCCCGGGGCCGAGGAAGGCUCCGCCGACCAGUCGCUAAACGGCUCCCUGGAUUGCUCGUCGCUCACUUACUUCCCCCUCCAGUCGGACAUUGAGCCCCCAGUGCUGGAGCUGGGUUGGCCGGCUUUCGUGAGUGGCUCUUAUCGAGGACUCACACGGGUGGAAACCUGUUUCCAGCCCAGCUUCGGCGAGGUCAUCUAUCCCUGUAAGGAGGCGGUGCGCAAGCAUAUCCGAUCGGCCCGGGAGGUCAUUGCUAUCGUUAUGGAUUCCUUCACAGAUAUGGACAUCUUCUAUGACCUCCACGAUGCCUGUAGAAAGAGGCUGGUUCCUGUUUACAUCCUUUUGGAUCAGGCCUUUCUCUGUCACUUCAUGGAAAUGUGCAAAAAUCUGGAAUUCUCUCCUGAACAGGAAUAUCUAAUGAGAGUCCGAACUAUUGCUGGGAACACUUAUUAUGCAAGAUCAGGAGCAAAAAUAAUUGGGAGUGUCCAUGAGAAGUUCAUGCUAAUUGAUGGCAUCAAAGUAACUACAGGCUCCUACAGUUUCACAUGGACUGAUGGAAAGCUGAACAGCAGUAACCUGUUGGUGCUCUCAGGCCAGGUGGUCGAACAUUUCGAUCUGGAGUUCCGAAUCCUUUACGCACAAUCAAAACCUAUUAAUCCAAAGCUGCCAUCCAGCUGUAAGGACACUGGUGCUCUUGAUCACCUGACAAAUAGGACAACACCAUGUAGAGACUUCACUGUGGGUAACCUUUUGAGAGCAGAAUUUGCCAGGCUCUCGAGCUCUCCCAAACAGCUUGAGAGAGAAGUAGCUAAAGGAGGCAGGGUGAGUGCAAAACGACCACACCUUAGUGGGUCCUCUGCUGGAGAUGAAGAGUGCAUUUCGAAUGGUCCCGAAACUCUAGAAAUAGCUAAAGAGAGAAAAAGUCAAUCGACACAGACUGAACCCUUUGAGAAGCCCACAGUGACUUUAGUUAAUUCUGACACACAAACCAUUGCUUCAGUGGCCACAGCAGGCACUCAAACCACUGCUCGAUCAAGAAUGGUGGGUACUCAGACGGUAGUUAUGUUGAAGACAGUCACGACACAGACUGGCAACAGUGAAGCUACAGAAGUGGCCCUGGAUCAGAGGGUACCCAAUCAGAAAGUGCAUGUUCAGUGGAUACCCGAUCAGAAAGUACAUGUUCAGAGGAUACCACCUAAAGAAGCAUCUCCGGUUUACAGGAAGUCUACUUCUUCUAAAGAAGCAUCUCCUGUUUACAGGAAGUCCACCUCCACUUCUUCCAGUGCACGGUCUCUUUCUUCCUUGUCCUCCCAGUGUUCGCGAGCAAGUUCCGUCGGCUCACUAACAUCUCUUAGGUCCCUGGACUACCCUUGCAGCCACCGAGCAGAUUAUUUCCGCAAGCUAAACAAGGAGAGGGAAUUCCACUACUCUGUCAUCCGGUCCAAGCUUAACCACAUGGUUUCCAUGCUGUCUAGAAGGGGUAAUGUGGCUGAAAACUACUGCCGGCCAGUGAGGUGCAAUGUAAAACCUAGACGGCAGAUCAGCACCAGCCUAAUAAACCUCAGAGAUUUUGCACUGUAUUCGUCAAAUGACUUUUUCUAAGCAGUGGCUUGUGAGUGGUGGUAUGCACAGAGCUGCUUCAGUCACCAGCCAUUUUGGACACUUCUGAAUUGACAUUUAGAAUAAUCACUUGCAUGGCAAGGUGGACACAUGGUUUGCGAUACUAAAAUCAUACCAUAGGGAACAAAGAGGUUUCCAUGUAGUUUAUGCUUUGCGUGCAUCAACCCUAAGAGCUGCAUUUUCUUUGUACUUAAGUAAUUUUAAUUCUGUAGUCUUGUACCUUUUUCAACAAACAAAUUAACAUUGUCUUCUGGUGCUUUGUCUAGUUGAGUCGAUGCUUGUCAAUGCACUGAAAUACUGGUAAGUUGUUUUUUUUUUUAAAUAAAAAUCCUACAAGUGCCUCCUAUUUUGUUUGUGUCUUUCAAUAUUUAGGCACCCUAAAAUGAAUUUUAACUGAGAGUACAACUUGUGGUAUAAUCGAUGGAUUAUUAAGCAGUAGCUAACAAAAGGUGCCAUUUAUACAACUUCCAAUAAAAUCUAUACAACUUCCAAUUAAAAUGUGAUGAG